Molecule: messenger RNA, 2727 nt
Organism: Diachasmimorpha longicaudata
Lineage: Eukaryota; Metazoa; Arthropoda; Insecta; Hymenoptera; Braconidae
Exons: 12
Coding region: 62-382 (106 amino acids)
Source: RefSeq, a predicted model, not a curated record
UGUAAUUCUUUCGCUUUCAUAUAACUUCCACUGUAGUGUUCUGUUUGGUUCGCAUUGCGUUAUGGAUAAUGUUUCAUUCACUUUAAGGAUUUUCCUUUAUUUGUUUUAUUUUUUUUUCGAUUGGUUUUUACUUCACACCUACUUGUCGCUGUUGAUGCUAUAUGCAUCGAGCCAGACCCUGGGUUCCUCUUCGUCACCUAUGUCGAUGAGGGGUGGUCUAGGGGAAGGUAUAGCAGUUGGUGCUGGAUGGGGAGCUGCUGAUGCUAGAGGCUGGUCUAGGCGCUGUCACUGGAUGCGGGGUGGAUGUUUUGUCUACACGUGUGAUAAGUCGCCAAGGUAUUGGAAGUGGAUUUAUCGCUGUUCGUGCGGCUGCAGAUUCUAGAGGGAAUUGAAGGACUCUAUAGGUUCCUUCUGAGUGUACGAUGGGGUCCUCGUUCUGCCAGGUUGCUUUUUGUCCUCGAUGUCUUAAGUGCAGAUUUUUCUUAUAUUGAAGGUGAAGUAUAUAUCUAAUGAUGAAUAUGAGCAAGCAGUGCAUUGAUGUAAGUAAACUCGACUCAUUAUUCUGUUGUCGUAUAUAGAUAUAUAUUUUUCAAAUAACUUCCAUUGAUAAGUUUACAUAUGUUUCGUUUAAUUCGGUAUUUUUAAUUUUGAGUGAUCUUAAGUGAGGUAUUUUUAAUAGUAGGAUAAUAUGUAUAUUGAGACAGAUUUUUUUUUUUGUGAAUACUUGAGAGAAUACUUGACUUUCAGCUUUUAUUGUUGUUUUUAUAUUUUGAUUCUUGAAAAUUUCCGAUUUAAUUUGUAAUUUCUGUUUGUAGCUCUUCAUGGAGAGUUCUGAGGAAGAUCAUGUGGAACCGCAGAUUUCGCAUCGUUCUUUCCAUGAGGAUUUUUGAAUCUGUGGUACUUCGGUAUGAGGAUAACCUAUGCAUCGUGUUGUUCAUCUGAUCAGUAGCAGCUUGCAUCUUGCUAAUAGUCGUCUGCAUUUGCCGAAUCUUCUCGCAAAUAUCGGCCGAUCGAGUGUUCAUCGUAGAUACUGUUGAUGAUAAUGGUGUUGUUGAUGAUGCUGAUACUGAUGCUGAUGCUGUUUGUUGUUGAUGUUGAUUCUGUUAAUGAUUUGUGAGGUCAAUUGCCAGUUAUUCAGGAGGGUAAAUGGGACCAGGACAGUUGAAACAUGUUCAUUUAUCACAACUGAUACGGGUGGUUCUGAAUCUGGAAUUUUCCUGAAUGAUUUCAUGGCAGUGUACAUUGGUUCAUUGUCCUGCUGAAUGUUUAUAUUCUCUCUACGAGGUUUGUACAAAAGUAGAUGAGUGAUAGACACGCAACAAGCGCCUGCGAGCUGGAGACUCCAACCAAAGGCGUCAUGUAAGGUAAAACCAUGAAUAAUAAGAUUUAUCAAUCCAAUUAUUAUUUGAAUAAUUGUGAUAAUCCCUAUAACAAUUGAUACUGUAUUUCCGAAAAUUUUAAGGCUGUUCCAGGCUUUUUGAACAGCUGAUUCUGUGAUUUCUUCUAGCAUUUCCCGAUCUAAUAGAUGUCUCAUCGAUAUUGAUCCAGUGGGAAGUUGAUUUCCACUGGCAGCACGUGCCAUAUUGCUAACUACUACAGGGGUUUCAGCUUUUGUUAAUAGUCUGUCGCGGAGUUUCUCCAUAUCUUGUUCGUUAUAAAUUCCCGAUGUUCCGAGAUUUUGAAGCUUCUCAUAUUCCCAUUCAAUUGGUUUCAGGGGAUUAAGAAUCAACGGUGUAGGAGCUUUCAUCAAGUCUGGGUUUAGUGUGUACCAGUUUUCGUCUAAAAAAAAUACGGAUUUCUCACGUCGGAUGCAGGGCAAACUGACCAUGACUCAAUUGCAAGGAUAUUGUGAAACGUUGCGAUAGUUCUCGUGGGAUUCCGAAUGGCAAUAGCCCCAUAAGAAGCCAUUGGUUAUCAUUAGAAAUCUCGAAAGGGAAGUCGACAAGUCACUUCACAGAGCCUCAAUGCAGGCAUUGGAAAUUCCCGAGGUUGCAACUCAAAUGGAAACACAGAUGGACUCGAAAUUAUUAAGGAAAACAGCCGAGAGGACCGCAGAUAAUAUUGAAAGAGAGGACGAUGAAGAUGAACUCGAGAUGAGUUGUUCCGCCUUGCGCAUGCGCGACAGGCCCAUUUCUGGCUGUGGAGUAUUUUCGCAUCACUCGUGUGUGCUUCGCCGAAUCGUUACAAUAUGUGUGUCCACUUGGUAGCGUAACAAUCGCAGUGUAGACAGUGGUGAGGUGGUUGUCGCUCGCUCAACAUUAUGCGGACCAGCCAUAAUAGUAUAUUUGAAUCUGCGAAGAAUUGUUUCGACAGGUGGGGUUAUGUUACCCAUGGUUAUGUUGCAUUGCAUUCCAGUGGAGGACUUAUUCUAUUUCAAAAGUGGUAUAUUCGUUAUAAUUAUAUCUAAUUCUAUUUGGUUUUCCUGGAAAUCUUUGUGGGGAGAUUAAGGAUUAUGGAAUAUGCAAAUCGUAUAAUGUUCUUUGGAGAUGCUGACAAUUUUGGAAGUUGGAUCCGUAUGUCUUGCUAUGUUUAAUUGUUUCUAUGUAUGGUGCUCAGGAGCUUCACAUGGAUGAUUGGACAAUUUUAUAAAAAGGGCAACGAGUAUUUUGGAGUAUUUAAUCCUGUAUUUUUAAAAUGUAAUUUAUCGUCGAGUGAGCUGCACAUAUUUUUAUUCUUUAAAUUUAUCGUUGUUUUUUAUUGAAAUAAAGUUGGUUCAUUCGAUCAUUA